AUGUGCUUCCGCAACCUCAAGGACGAGCAGGUCUUUGUUGUCAUCUACGCUGUCUUGGCCAGUUACUUCGCUGGUGUCAUGGUUCGUCUGAUGCUUACUCUGACCCCUGUCGUCUGUGUUGCCGCCGCCCUUGCUCUCUCUCAAAUCCUCGACACCUUCCUUGUCACCAAGACCCCUGUUGCGCCUCCCGCUCAGGCCAACGGCAACACCGAUGUCGCCAAGACGGCUGCUUCCCUGAUCCCCGACACUCUGCGCUCUACCCAGAAGCCUCUUGUUGGUAUCUACUCGAGCUUCUCCAAGUUUGCCAUGAGCGGUACCAUCACCGCCUACCUUCUGCUCUUCGUUCUUCACUGCACCUGGGUCACCUCGAACGCCUACUCAUCCCCCUCGGUUGUCCUGGCUUCCAAGAUGGCCGAUGGCUCGCAGCACAUCAUCGAUGACUACCGUGAGGCUUACUACUGGCUCCGUCAGAACACCGAGCAGAACGCCAAGAUCAUGUCCUGGUGGGAUUACGGCUACCAGAUCGGUGGUAUGGCCGAUCGUCCUACUCUUGUCGACAAUAACACUUGGAACAACACCCACAUUGCCACUGUCGGCAAGGCUAUGAGCUCGCGCGAGGAGGUCAGUUACCCCAUCAUGAGACAGCACGAAGUCGACUACGUCCUCGUUGUCUUUGGUGGUCUGAUCGGUUACUCGGGUGACGACAUCAACAAGUUCUUGUGGAUGGUCCGUAUUGCCGAGGGUAUCUGGCCCGAUGAGAUCAAGGAGCGUGAUUACUUCACCGCUCGUGGUGAGUACCGCAUUGACGACCAAGCUUCCGACACCAUGAAGAACAGCUUGAUGUACAAGAUGUCGUACUACAACUACAACUCGCUCUUCCCUGCUGGUCAGGCCACUGACCGCGUCCGCGGUUCCAAGCUCCCCGCCGAAGGUCCCGAACUCUCCACUCUGGAGGAAGCUUUCACCAGCGAGAACUGGAUCAUCAGAAUCUACAAGGUCAAGGACCUUGACAACCUCAACAGAGACCAUCAAAGCGCCAUGGCAUUUGAAAAGGGCAACAAGAGAAAGAAGACUAGCAAGCGCAAGGGCCCUAGAGUCCUUCGUGUUGAUUAG
This is a messenger RNA of Aureobasidium vineae, 1113 nucleotides long. Lineage: Eukaryota; Fungi; Ascomycota; Dothideomycetes; Dothideales; Saccotheciaceae. The record is from the annotation of a GenBank genome assembly.